AUGGAUCCUGAGGAGCAUGGUGACUGCUCGGACAAAACCAUAGAUCAGACCCUGCCUGGGAGCCCAGGGCCCGGCCUGGGAUAUUACUAUCACUACUCUGCAGGACUGGGCAGAGACAAGCACCAUCCCAUGAGCCCAGAUCCCACCAUGAAGGACUUUGAAAAGCAAAUCACCGAGCUGAAGAAAGAGAACUUCAACCUGAAGCUUCGCAUUUAUUUCCUGGAGGAGCAGAUCCAGAAAAACUGCGAGGGCAGCAGCGAGGAACUGCAUCGGACCAACAUCGAGCUGAAAGUCGAGGUGGAAAGCCUGAAACACGACCUUCAAGAAAAGCAAAAAUUACUUUUGAAAGCGUCAAAAGCGGUGGAAAGUCUAACCGGGGAUGUGGGUAAAAUUCAGCUAAAGAAAGUUGAAGUUGAGCAAGGUCAUGACUUGUUAUUCCAGAAGAUUCAAGAUCUUGAAAAGGAGCUUGAGACAAAAAACGCGGAAGUUGAUAAAAUUGGCGCCUUGCUGGACCAGGAAAGAACCCAAAGGUUUGACACAGAAAAUAGACUUUCAGCAGUCGAAGAACAGUACUCAAAAACAGCAGCCAUAUUGGCGGAAAAAGAUUGGACAAUUGAACAUUUGAAUGAAACUCUGGAUUCUAAAGAUGCUUUAAUCACUCAACUCAAGACGCAGCUGUCCAUCAAACCUUCUCCGGCGAAUUCUGAAGGAAAUCCUCCAGAAAAACAAGAAUGUUUGGACACCAGUAAAAACAAUGAAUGUGAAGAUGAGCCUGAUUAUAGUCAGCUCAUUUUUAGCCUUGAAGGAGAAAAGAAAAUGUUUACACAGUUCAUAAAGUCGAUGGGAGAGUGUAGGAACUUGCAAAAGGAUCUUGAUGCCAUUGCUGUGUUGCGAAGACAGCUGAUUGAAAAUAUCAAGGCUAACCAAGAACUAAGCAAGAUACUGGUAGAAAAGAUAAAGUCGCAGAGUAGAGAUAACGAUACAUUUUCAUUUCUUGGAGACCAGACUACAUAUUUAAGCCUUGAUCACCUAAAUCAAAAUGUUGACCUUAUGUUUGAGUUACAGGACAAGACAUCAAAAGGAGCCAUGAAAGACUACUCCGAUGGAACUGGUGGAUAUUCCAACCAGUGUCCAGUCAACAGCAACCAGACUGUACAUCAAGGGUUUCACAAAAUAUUGGAAAGCAGAAAUACUUUAGAUCAAUCUCAUAAAGCAGAAAGUGAUAGAGAAACACGAUUGGACUGUCAGAAUCCAGCACCAAAUAUAAGGGAAAGCAAUAUUGAUAAUAAACACUUCACCACACAUGGUGAAAAUUACUCCAGCUCAGAACAUCUUGUGGUUCAUCAGACUGAGACUUUUUUUAAAGUGAAUGGUCCUUCUUCAGAUAAAGAUGUAGAAAAGCAAACCAAGAGUAUAGGCAUACAAGUUGAAAUUGAAGACCUGCAAGAGAGAAGCGUUGUCCUCCCAGCUCUUAAUAUGCAAAUGGAAAGCUGCCCCCAAAAAACUGUUUGUAAUGAUAAAAUGUCUACACCAGACAAUCAAAAUAGAGGAGAUGCAGAUCCAUUGGUGGAUUCUGGGACAAUUGAAAGUCAUACAGAGAACAACCAGUUAAGUCCUAAAGAAAUAAAUGGUGAACAAAAUGAUUUAAAUAAGCUUUCUAAGAAAUCCAGACUUCCGGUUCUACUGAAGUCUUCUGUAUGCAUGUAUUCUCAUGAAAAAACUCCAAAGUGUUUGUCUGACGUACAAGAUAACUUAAAAAUUCAAGAGGAGCUACAAAAUUACAAGAGCCAAAUCCGCAAACUGAGUGAAGAGCUACAUUAUGCGUAUCUCGAGAUAGAGCAAUAUAAGAAAGAUGAACACUUGAUUAAAGAAUGCAGUAGUGGAGAAAACCUCCGUGAUUAUUCUGCUGAUGGGUCAUCACACACUCCUUCACGCCUGGUUCCUGGAUAUCGUAUGUGGUCAGACCAAAAUGGUCGCCAUGUACUUGGCUUGCUAGAGGAUUACGAUGCUCUGCAGAAACAGAUUCUGGAAGGAAGGGGUAUGCUACAUGAAAUAGAGGUCUGGUUUGAUGAUGGUGUAAACACUGCAGUUUCAAACAUUGCUGAUGAUUUUGGGAGCAUUAUGUAUGAGAAAAUUAGAAGGACGACCCAGUCUAUGGAGGAGGCCAUGCGUUUAAUGAACCUUUUGUGGAGAGUUUCCUUACCUUUACGUGUUCCUGAAAUACACAGUGUCAGUGAGGAUGAAAAAUUGAGAAUGGAAAUUGCAAGACUUAAGAUGGAUCUAUUUGAGCAGAAUCAGUUUUCCUCUCAGAUGACAAAUCGUUUUUAUUCGGAAAAUCAGAUGGAGGACAGUAUGAGACUUAUUCUUGAACAGGUUUCAAUGACUCACAAAAUCUUAAGGAAAGCUAGACAUAACCUAGAGAGGCACCCCGUCAAUACGCAUCACUGA
Molecule: messenger RNA, 2448 nt
Organism: Pelobates cultripes (western spadefoot toad)
Lineage: Eukaryota; Metazoa; Chordata; Amphibia; Anura; Pelobatidae
Source: the annotation of a GenBank genome assembly